UAUCGGGUAUUUCGAUUGGUGUUCAUCUUCGCCCCCUUAUUUAUACCAGGAAGUGUAUUGUGUUUACACAGUGCCCCUGGAAUGAGAUAAUUAUCCUCUUUCAACAAGGGCCAUGGGGAACACCGACAGUGUUGUGGUGCAGAAACGGCUGGCCCGUUUUCGCCCAGAGGAGCGGCCGGUUGUGGAGGGAGUGUUCGAUCGGCUUCACGGCGCGAGUCCAGCAGGUGGCGCUGGAAAAGCAGGGAAGGUUUUAACGCUGGGCAUGUUGAAGCCCUGUAUGGGAAACAUUGCCUCAGACUCUAUGAUCAAGAGGGUCUAUGCUGGGAUGUGUAGCAUGGACCCCGGAGUGGCCCCUCCUCCCCCUGGGGCUGGGGUGAGUCGGGAGCAGCUGGUGGUCUUCUUGGCCGAUGUCCUGCGAGGCACUGCAGAGGAGCGAGCGCCCCUUUUCAUGGCAAUGGCUCAGGGGACAGGGACAGGUGUUGCCACAUGUGACCAAAUAAUAGAGUUCUUGCAGGACCUGGUUUCUGCUGUGGUGCAGAUCAUCAUCCAGAAGAGUCGUUUGCAGGGCUGGAAGCCAGAGCGUAUGGCUGACGUUUCCAUUGGUGUUAAACUAUUGGCUGAACAGAUGAGCUCUGAACUAAAACCCUCAGACCAGCGUACCUGUGACGUCCCAUGUUUGGAGGACUGGCUAUUCAGAGUUUCCAAUGUGGCCAUGUACAUGGACCUUCUGAUAGGUGAAGGCCUAAACGUGGGCUUAACCUCCCGUCCACCUCCCACCCUUCUGCCCCCCUGCUGGGAAACCCCUUGGGAGAAGCUGCGCUGCCUGCUGGACCUGCCCGUGCUGAUGUUCCUCACACCGCAGUUACCUGAUGGGUACAACAUCCCCUGGAAGCUGCUUUUCUCCACUCAGCUGCACGGGGAGAGCUUCACCAAAAUAGUAGGCAGCUGUAAAGGCCGCGGGCCCACCGUGCUCCUGAUCAAAGACACUAAAGGACACAUCUUUGGUGGCUUCGCCUCCCAUGGCUGGGAAGUAAAGCCUCAGUUCCAAGGAGACUCCAGGUGCUUCCUGUUCUCAGUAUUCCCCUGUCUACGGGUGUACACCUGCACAGGAUACAACCAGCACUACAUGUACCUCAACCAGGGCCAGCAGACCAUGCCCAACGGCUUGGGCAUGGGUGGUCAGCAUGGGUACUUUGGCCUGUGGCUGGAUAGUGAUUUUGGCCGUGGGCAUAGCCGGGCACGGCCUCGAUGCACUACCUAUGGCAGCCCUCAGCUCUCUGCUGAGGAGGACUUCACCCUGGACUCUCUGGAGGUGUGGGGGGUUGGGAAGCCCCCUGAGGAGGAAGAGGGAGCGACAGGAGGCAAGAGGAGUAUCCUGGAUGCAGACCCUGAGGUUCAGGCCAUGAUGGAGAUGGCAGGGAAGACCCUACACAGCCAGGGCCUCCGAGAGCCAGAGGAGAACAAUGGAUAAUGAGACAUGUAGACAUGAUAUAGAUUUGUCACAGUUUCUUCUCAGACAAGACAUGUCAAGAAGACAUUUUGUAGAAAAGGGUGCACUAAUCACCUAGGGGCCGAUUCUGACCCGAGUUAAGCGAGCGUGAAUGGAACGUAAUUCCCUUUUCCUCUACACUUAUUCUGACCUUGAACUUAAGCAUGAGAAUAGCAUGCUAUUCACCCACUAUUCUUUUGGGUUGGAGAUCAAAUAAGUGUGUCUACAGGUACUCUGUAUUUUGGCCUUGACUUAAUUCCCAAAUAAUUUCACCACCUUUACGCCCAAGGAACCAUGAAUAAGGUCUAGCGAACCUCGCUUCCAAGUGGAGAAAGCAUCUACUCUAGCCAUAACAGUAUGAAUCAUCACACAGUUCCAUGGUUAGUGCAGGCAAUAGAUAAGGGUAUAGAACACUAUUGUACACUUUUCUCCCUAUUGUAAAUCUAUGUACAGUACAAUAAUCUUCCAACAUUGCAAUGGGUUGAAGACUUGAAGACUUUCAGAAUUAAUCAAACCACUUUUCUUUCGUGAGUAAAGGCUCUCCUAACCUGUUCUUUUAUGAUUCAUAAAUACUUUCCUAUGCCUAAAUAACCUACAAGAUCAGAGUAUUUUUAAAAUCUACUAAUUGGUGUUGAAACGGAGACAAAUAUGUAUAUAUUUAGAGUGCUUUCUUUCAUGAUCCCUAAUAUUCUGAACCCGUUCUCUUGAUCCAUUUUAGUGAGUCUGUGGACAAAAUUCUAACUAAGAGGUACACCGUAUUUAAAGAGAUGGCUUAAGAUAAACAUACUGAACCCUAUUGAAUGAAAACUCCACACAAAAAAUCUGUUGGCCAACAAGUGGGAGGGUUGUCAGCGGUUAACCACACCGGCAAAGCUCGUUCGUUACAGUCUGAAUACCAACUACUGAGAAGUGUGUAAAAAAAGGCGUGUGUAAGGAAGGAGUAAUUUCCUAAAUUGGAAUUGGGCACCUAACCCCAUAAAUAUUUGUUUUGUUUAUCUUUGUGUGUGUGUGUGUGUGUGUGUGUGGAUAGUUAAGUCAGAUUUUUUAUCUGUGUGAACUACAGGUACUAUUGGCUACAUUAACUGAACAGGACACCAGGUGUUGCCCAAUCACAUCAACCUUUAUCUUCUCAAAUCAAAUUUUAUUGGCCACAUAAACAUUUUUAGCACUUGUUGUAGCGAAAUGCUUGUGUUCCUAGCUCCAGCAGUGCACUAGUAUCUAACAAUUCACAACAAUAUACACACAUCUAAAAGUCAAAUAAAUGGAAUUAAGAAAUAUAUAAAUAUUAGGAUGAGUCUGUCUGAGCUCAUGUGAACAAGUAUUUAAAGAAAUAUUGUAAUUGAUUAAUAAUUUGUAUUGUCAUAAGUCAUUGUUUUGCUUUGAUGGCUUUUUAUUCCAAAGUGUUUAGUAAGGAUCCUAUAUGUAAACAUUGUUUGUCACCUAUAACAUGAAUGGUAUGUAGAACCUUUUAUUUUUAUUUAAGUAUGACACUAGAUAGACAUAAUGGCUAAUCUACUUCUUUACAGCACCAAUAAAUGUAAACUUCCAGGAGGCAACUUACAGUAAUGAAGCCUACAUAACCUACUCUGGCGGUUCUCUCAUUCACUGUACUGCCUCACUAGGUUUAGUACUCUGGUUGGCUGAUCUCGACUCUUCAUAUUUUUAUGCAAAUGAUGAGGGAAAGUGACGCUACAUACGCAAAUCAGCAGUUUCAUUUCCAUGUAGACGCAGUGAAUGGAAUAGAACACGAGGGUGGCUUCAUAAAGUAAAAUAAAUAAUAGAUCAGACAUUUUCACAACUUAAUAAAAUGAAGGCUUAUGGUAGUCACUGAGCAUUUGUUUAAUAUUAGAUAUUGACUUCAGUAUGUAAUGGUUUGUAUGUAAUGAUAAUAAUAAUAUUUAUGGUUCACUGGUAAAUAGAUUGAAAUUAUGAAACGAUUAAAUAAACUCUCAGUUGAUGUUU
Oncorhynchus tshawytscha (Chinook salmon) is the source of this 3451-nucleotide messenger RNA. RefSeq names its product MTOR associated protein, eak-7 homolog (gene meak7). Gene Ontology annotation, biological process: TOR signaling. The record is from RefSeq and is a predicted model, not a curated record. The transcript is spliced from 8 exons. Lineage: Eukaryota; Metazoa; Chordata; Actinopteri; Salmoniformes; Salmonidae. The coding region runs from base 113 to 1471 and encodes 452 amino acids.